AUGAGGGCAAAAAGUCAUAACAAAAGCAACGGUUACAACGCCCUACCAUCAUAUGGACGUCUGUACGGUACCAGAGGAGAUGGAUGGUGCGCCGAAAUUAAUGAUUCAGAUCAGUGGCUUCAAGUCGAUCUCGGGAAAGUUACUGAAGUGUGCGCUGUUGCAACCCAAGGAGACAUCAAUGGCAAUGAAUGGGUGAUAGACUUUAAACUAGCGUACUCUAAAUCCUAUGAGGACGUUUGGCCAACUUAUAAAGAUUCUAAUGGCUCAGAAGUGGUAAGAUUUGGGCCAAAAUGUCCUUUUAAACCCAGAACAUCUAACUUUUCAUGGUGGUCUAUAAUUAGAUUCAGUAGUAAUCGGUUUAAGCCUAGGAAUAAAAGUUUUAAUGUGCCGUCUGAUCGUCCGGGUGAGAAUAGUUCUGAAAAGGACUGCUGAAGGUAGUAUUGACUGACAUUUCUUUUCGUGGUCAGGAAACAGUUUUCUAGAGAAAGUCACUGAAAUUUUUUCUUGCUGUAGGUUAACUGCAUCGCACAGAGUCCCAGUAAACAGUGUUAUUCGCAAGUUGAUAAUGUUCAGAUUUGCAAUUGUUGGCGACACCAUUUCUAGUAACUUGUCGCCAACGUAAUAUUAUCAAACGUUAUCGCAUGUCGGCAGAUCAAAAGGGCGCGUUCGUCAAUCUAUCUUCUGCAACUCAGUUUCUGCGACAACAUUGGAAAUUAGCUACUCCAUAAUGGUUCCUUUUAGCUGUUUAAAAUUUUUAUCACUACUGAAUCCUCUUUUUGAAAAAAUUAAUCUUUAAAAAUUACGACUGCGUUAUAUUUUCUUAUUAUGUUGUAGAUAUUUCACAGGGAAGGUGGAUCCUACACAAUUGACCAACAUGCACUGGAGGUUCCGGUUUAUGCAAGAUACAUUCGUUUUCUACCAGUUACUUGGCAACGAUCGAUCUGCCUUAGAGUCGAAGUUUACGGAACCACCAGUGAGUUUGUUUAACUUGAAUUGCGUUUUGGAUCUGGGUUUUUACAAAGAGAAAUAAACUGUAGCCUUCUGGGGACUUUAACAUUUUUGAGGUUGGCGUUGUUCUUGACAUGAGCUAAAGUUACCACAUGCAUUUGGACGCAAAUAAAUUCUAAACCUCUUCUGAGAUCUCAGCUUUUAAUAACUAUUGUAUCUCUUAAAUUAAGGCUCUUCUGCCUCCAGUAUACCUCAUAUCUGUAUCAAAGAUUUUGCGGCAUUCACUACUUUUUGUAGUUAUUGUUGUAAAUUUAUAUAGUGAAUAAUACAAACGCAAGCAUAGAUAUCGAUUUUCUCUUCGAAUAUUCAAAGAAAAAAGUCCAUAUCUACGAACAACCACGUUUUGAAAAUAAUCUUAAUAAUCAUUAUUGUCAUUAUCAAUAUUAUUAUUAUUGUUGUGAUUAUUAUUAUUAUUAUUGUUAUUAUGAUAUUGAUAAUACACAUGAAAAAUUACUCAGUUCUGAUUGGUUAAGAAAAAUUCAGUUUUCAGGUAAUUCAAUACAGAAGAGGGUUAAUUCAGUGUAAAGAAGUAACAAACCAGACAUUCUGAUAGGUCAAUAAUCAAAGAAACUCUUACAUAGCCAAUCAAAUGCGAGCCUUGAAUGUCGCAACAUUCGGAUACGCUAAAAAUCUGCGAGCGAAACAAUGACCGGCGUUUUAAGUUGGUUUUCUUUGUUGUCGCCACUGCAACAACUAUACUGCAGCUGAGAAGCAGCUCUAACAACGAAGACACUGUAAAAGCACUGCUUUUGGUUUUGCGUUUGGAAAAAGUGGUGUUUAGAGAAGGGAAUUGCGAAGGAGAUCGAAAAUUACGAGCCGACUUAGCUUAACACUUAACACUCGAGCGAUUCUACGCCGAAAUUAAAAACAAACAUGGUUAAACCUCGCAAACGACGAUUCCAUUUAAUCGAAAGUGAUUCGGACAUAGACUGAAAAAUUCUUUGAACUGUUUAGCCGGACUUUGAACUUUUUUGCGCCCUUUUUGGCGUCUUAAAGAUGUGAAAAUAUCAUUGUAUAUCAUUGUUUUGAUCGUACGCACUUGUUUUGACCGAGUGCACAAUGUCACUUGAAGGUUUGAAUAGAUUAUUUUUGCACUUGAUGCGCGCGCUUUGCUUCUGCAUAAUUAUGAUGAGCUAUCUUUUUUUUUUCAUGUAUAUCAUUAACACGUAAUCACAUGGUUUUUUUUCGCCUAAUUUGGAAUUAAUAAGCACUUGUUAAUUUUUUCAAAGACCACAAAAUUGCACCCGCUGUACGGGCUAGUGCAAUUAAGUGGUGCUUAUUCAUUCCAAAUUGCACUCGAAAUCACGUGAUCAGCUCUAAAAAAAACACAGCUCUUAAUUGUGGAGAAACGUUGACCUCAACGCUUUGCAAUUCUUUCAUCAAGCUGACAGAGUGGUGCAAGGCAAGUGACGUGUCAACAGCUGAUUGCCGAUAUAAAACACACGUAAAAAAAUACCGCAGUUCUAUACGUGUGUAAUUACAGCUCUCUGUGGUCUGAAAUUCCUUAUAAAACACAGCAAUUUAUGUAAGAGAGCAGUUUUUUAUUCAUCCGGUAACAAUCUGAUAGCAUGUAAUGAACAAAAAACGAAAGACUUGAUUACCCAAACCCAUUUUAUUGCAUGUGCUAAAUUGGCGUGAAUUAGAAAUUGAAAAACAACCAUGCAAGUUGUGUUCAACACAAAGCAUUUAUACCAUUUAGAGUGUGCAGAGGCUCAAGGGGUAGAAAGUGGUGCCAUCUCCGACAACCAAAUGAGCGCCUCUUCUCAAUGGAGUCACAAAGAAAGUGCUCAUUAUGGUAGACUUCACGUAAAAGAAACAAAGCACAACGCAGGGGGCUGGGUGGCUCUCACAGAUGAUGAAAACCAGUGGCUGCAGAUUGAUCUGAAUAAUCGAUACAUUAAAAUAACAAGGGUUGCAACACAAGGACGAAACAUCCGUAAUUGGCAUUGUAGUGUAACCAAGUACCAUCUGACUUACAGCAACGACGGAAUAAAUUUCUACUUUUAUAAAGAGCGCGGACAUAACGAGGCCAAGGUUUGAUAAUUAUCCGAAAUAACUUGUUCUUCGUUUUCCAUAAAAUUCAUACAAACUGGGGAUAUUGUUAAGAAAUACCGUGUGGGAGGAAAACCACUUCAGAAUUCAACGUGGUGUUGAAAUGUUAUCAGUACAUACCAUUUUCUGGGGAUGGUGGAAAGCAGUUUCAGGGCUGACAAGAAAAACGACAUGAAAACUUAUCGAAGGAAUAGGGUAGAUACUCUUAUUAAAGCUGAUGUUCUAAAAAAAAAAAAUGCCUAUGGAAAUAACCUCUUGUCUCAUGAGAUUUAAUUUCCAACUCUCUCUAGAAUUUUUCUGGCAAUACAGACCAAGACACCGUUGUGUAUCAUGACCUUUCCCCACCAAUCAGGGCAAGAUACAUUCGUUUCCAACCCACAAGUUGGAUUGGUGGGGUAUCUAUGAGAGUAGAGUUGUACGGCUGUCUAGGUGAAGUUCAAUUUUGAAUUGCUUAUAAGAGUUCUUGGGUCGUUCAACAAAUGAUUUGCAGUUCGCUUAUCUUUUAUCCUUUAGGCGAAAGAUAUCGUGCACUAUUAUUUCAUUUUGCCUUCUUGAAUAUCUGAACUUCUUAAAAAGGUUAUAGCAUUUUCCAUUUUACGCUCAUGGUCUUGUUGGCGUUAAAUAAUAAGCUUUCCUUUAAUUCACAAGACUCUAACAAAAAAAAUCUCCAUUUUUCUUACAAGAGUCCUUGCCUAGUCCUACAAGAUAUUCAAAUUCUUGUUCAAAUAGUUAUAUUUUCUUCCUUGACGUUAACAUCCUCAUUCGAAACUAAUACAAUUCCCUCUAAUUUUGUUUUCGUCCCCGUUUUAACUUUCUUAUAGUAAGAAAGAUAGUUGCGGAUUUAAUCUCAAUUAUAACUUUUUGUUUAUGUUCUUGAAAUAUAAAGAAUGUCAAGACCCCCUUGGUAUAGAAAACGGUGCCAUUUCUGACGGACAAAUUAGUGCCUCUUCAGAACUGAAUGCAGAUCAUGCGUCGACUAAGGGCAGACUAAUAUUAAGCGAGGGGACUUGGUUGCCUCUGAAAGAAGAUGGCGACCAGUGGCUCCAGAUCGAUUUGCGAAAUAAUGAUAUCAUCGUGAAACGAGUUGCCACACAAGGAAUGAAUGCUUCGCCUAAGUGGGUUACCAGCUACAAUUUACAGUAUGGCUAUAAAAAAAAUUACCUGCAAUAUUACAUGGAACAAGGGACAACAAGAAAGGUCUAUAACAAUAUUAGCAAGGCUGCCUUUCCGUAGAGGAAACUAGCUUUCAUAAAGAAAUCUUUAGACUGUGUUAGGAAAACCCUGGAUUUUCUUUUUUUUACAUUUUUCCAAGUCAAUUAGUGUUGAGAAAUGUGUCGAAAUCAUGAAAAAAAAAAUGUUCACCUAGUGGAGGAAAAUCAGAGUUGUGCUGUCAAUUGCACGAGGAAAUAUUCGAUUCCAAUUAACCAUCAAUCUAAUUGUUGCACUUUUAUCGCCCUAAGAAAAUGAAACAUUUAUUCCUCUUUUCAUUGUUCGUUUGCUUUUCUGUUUUUUUUUGUUUGUUUUUGCUUCAUUUAUCAAGGUCUUUGCUGGGAAUUAUGACCAGAAGACAAUCGUUUAUCAUGACCUGAACCCACCUAUCGUAGGACGUUACAUCCGAUUUCGUCCAGUUAACUGGCAGGAGGGAAUAGCAAUGAGGGUGGAGCUGUUCGGUUGUUCAGGUAACCUUAAGUGAGAUUCGGAUGGGAGGCUUUAAUCUUCCAUUAACUGAUUGAAGGUCUCCUUGUAUUAAGCCACGGAAGCUUGAUAGCAAGUUGAAGACAUGGAUUCAUGGGUUUUCCUUUCCAUGGGUUGUGAGGAAAACGUAAAUGGUGCAACAAAUACCAGAAUGUUACAAACAGCUGUCUAUCCCUAUAGCGAAACACACAGAUAAGCCAAAAGAUUGCACUGGAAAGUUAGUUCGACAGACAGACAAACAGACAGUUAAAUAGGAGAAAGAGUCAAACACGUAGGAACUCAUAUAAAGCGGACUCGUAAUUAUCAUGAAAUGGCGCAAUGUAAUAAUACUAUGGGCUCAUUCAAUGGUGCUUGUCUUCAGGGAUUCUCAGGAGAUGAUGUUAAUUGAUUUGGUGUGAUACACAAAUUGACCUGACUUCCCAGCUAUAACUAUCGAUGAAAAAGAAAUACACAAUUUUAUACAUUACGCCCUAUUUAUAACGUUAAUUUUAAUCGAGGCUUAGUGCAAGGUAUGUCUUUAUUAUGACUGGAAUCACACAAUAUAAUAUAGCACUGAAAAUGGAUAAUAGAGAGAGAUGUAUCGUAUUGAUAAAGUGUGGCGUCCCCUUAGACAUAAAUUAAAUCCUUUAGUAGGUAGCAGUCUUUAGUUGCUAAUGUUGUAUUUAGAUAAAUGACAAUCUGCAAAAUACCAAGCUAACUCGUUAAUUACGUUUCUUGCAGCCGCCAAAAUCCCAGAAGCAAAAGUCAUUUUUCCUUUGAACAGUUUCUUUGAAACAAGGGAGAUCACUAAUAAACAACCCCAAGGCAUUCGUGGAGAUGUAUCCUUAGCGAUAGGUCCGAAUGGCGACAUAGGUGGCUCUUAUCGAUUCUCUGGGCAUGCGAACAGCUACAUCGAGUUCCCAAACGAUGGGGGAUUAGACUUGAAACACUCAAUCACAUUGCUAUGUUGGUUGUAUCCUGAAAAUACAUACGACGGGGCUUUCUUCAAUUACAAAUCAAGGGGUGCCUGGGCCGUUCAUUUUUGGAUAGGCCCAAAUGGAAUUAUUUACGUUCAUAUCAGAAACAGAGAUUACUUAAAUACAUGGGGCUCGUUAUCGACCAAUCAGCCUUUGGCGACGCACAAAUGGCAUUAUAUUGGUGCUUCUUACGACUAUAUAACUGGAAUGGAAAGUGUAUGGGUUAAUGGAGUGAGAGUAGUAAAAAAGGAAUAUCGGGGCCGGCAUAACGCUGGGUACACAGGAUAA
Pocillopora meandrina is the source of this 5999-nucleotide messenger RNA. Lineage: Eukaryota; Metazoa; Cnidaria; Anthozoa; Scleractinia; Pocilloporidae. The record is from the annotation of a GenBank genome assembly.